Molecule: messenger RNA, 567 nt
Organism: Pseudoliparis swirei
Lineage: Eukaryota; Metazoa; Chordata; Actinopteri; Perciformes; Liparidae
Product: sperm acrosome membrane-associated protein 4-like
Exons: 3
Coding region: 136-507 (123 amino acids)
Source: RefSeq, a predicted model, not a curated record
GAUGCGCCUCAUUCCUGCAUGUUGUUUCUUCAGUGACUGCAACAGGAAAACUCCAUCAGUCUCUCGAAAGCAGUUCGGAGUAGGUAUUUAGACCUUGAGGUGUAAUUUCUUUUGAACCAAGCCGUUGAAAGAAAGAUGAAUAACUUUUGGAAAGCAGCGAUCAUCCUGGGUGCCUUCCUCGCCACAGCACAAUGCCUGACCUGCCGUCAGUGCCCUGUUGCCAUAUUUGGGACGUGUCUGUUCGGAAGCGACGUCCAAUGUAAUAAUGCAACUAAGAGCUGCUACCGCGGAGAAGCACAGUUCAAUGCGACAGGUACGCUGAAACUGCAAAUCCGCGGCUGCCUGGACACAGACCUGUGUGAGAAGACGCUGACCGGCAGCUUCCUGGGUGCCGGCUACACCAGCAAGUUCAACUGUUGCUCAGGAAACCUGUGCAACGGGGUCCCGUCGGUCCAGCUCUCUCUGACCGUGGCCCUCGGGGCUGCCAUCCUGUCUUUUCUCAUAUAAUGAAGAGAUGAAGAGAACAUCCUAAAAAACCAGCAUCAAUUCAAUAAAUCAUGAAUCGUU